Messenger RNA from Mucor mucedo, 983 nucleotides. RefSeq lists its product as uncharacterized. The record is from RefSeq and is a predicted model, not a curated record. Gene Ontology annotation, molecular function: zinc ion binding; sequence-specific DNA binding. The transcript has a single exon. NCBI's taxonomy places the organism in Eukaryota, Fungi, Mucoromycota, Mucoromycetes, Mucorales, Mucoraceae. The coding region runs from base 88 to 492 and encodes 134 amino acids. Gene Ontology annotation, biological process: regulation of DNA-templated transcription.
GAGAGAGAGAGAGAGAGAGAGAAGGCUUUAAAAGACGUUUUUUUUAUCUAACACCAUUCUAUGUAAAGGAAAGAGGUUGAAACACACAUGCCUACCAUGAGCUUGGCAUCGGAAACAGCUGUCGCACCUCCCCCCACAUCGGUCAUGGAUCCUUAUCCGAAACCUAGACUUCCGCCUGUGACCAACACAAGCCAUGCCUCUUCAUCCUUUCAAAAGUUUCGAUUGCAACAAGAAGUCGAGUUAGAAAGUCAACCUUCGUCUGUCGAAAAGAAACGCAGAGUCUUGUUUCAUGAGCAAGAAAAGACGAGUUUGACCAUCACGACGAGUUUGCAGCAAGGGAAUGGUGGUACGGUUAAAGUAUGCGCUCGAUGUCGUACCAGUCAUAGUCCUGAAUGGAGGCGUGGUCCCGAUGGUCAUAAAACCUUAUGCAAUGCCUGCGGACUACGAUAUUCUAGAUUUCGAACCAAACAAUGGCGUAAAACAACAAAGUAACAACCAAAAAAAAAAAAUCUUUUUAUGUCACCCUUAUGCCUUUAUGUUUUACUAUUCAUCAUAAUUAUGUUGUCUAUGAUCAUUCACUUUUUUUUUUAUAUAUACAUACAUACAUAUAAACAACAACCCCUCCCCAAAACGCGUGAAAUUUACCCAUGAUGGUUACACAAUUCUCUACAGAUCACAAUAAAAGAAAGCAUUUGACAGGUUUAAUCCACUAAAUAUUGACUCCGCAGCAAAAAGUUUUUUUUUCCUUUUCUGGGUUGUGUAUUUUUGUGUGUAUGUGUGUGUGCGUGCGGUGUGCGCCCGGGUGGAUGGGAGAGAGUAUCGAGCCCCGCCCCUACCCCUUUUCUUCCCUCUCUUUUCUCUCAAAAAAAAAAAAAAAAUUUUUUUUAAAAAAGCAAUGUCAGACCUUGUUAGCGAGACACUCAAGAAACUUUCCAUUAGUGCUAAAGAAGUCAGCCAUGCUGCCGUCAGUGAUGCCAAGAGUU